Scophthalmus maximus (turbot) is the source of this 3138-nucleotide messenger RNA. RefSeq names its product UDP-glucuronosyltransferase 1-2. The record is from RefSeq and is a predicted model, not a curated record. The transcript has 2 exons. The coding region runs from base 240 to 1838 and encodes 532 amino acids. Gene Ontology annotation, molecular function: UDP-glycosyltransferase activity. NCBI's taxonomy places the organism in Eukaryota, Metazoa, Chordata, Actinopteri, Pleuronectiformes, Scophthalmidae.
GAAAGCUGCCUGACUUUCCGCCUACACUUUUCUCACUUCUCACAUACAUCUGAAAUCCAUUUGUUGCAGCCCCCCAACCGCAACCACCGCCUCCAGCCCCUCCCGCCCCUGUUCUUUAUGUAAUACAAGUUGGAGUUUGGAUUCUUUUGCAUGCAGACACUCGGCUUCCCCAGUCCAGGGCCGGAUCAAAGCACACUUCUGCACAGUUUCAGGGAUUUCAGAGUUAAUCCAGCGAGAGCAUGAUCCCAGGACUUUCUCUUCUUCUUCUGGUGGUGAGUGUGUCCAUCCUGACGGGUCCCAGUGUCCACGGCGGGAAGAUCCUGGUGUUCCCGGUAGAUGGCAGCCACUGGGUCAACAUGGACCUGCUGAUCCAGAGCCUCCACACCAGGGGCCAUGAGGUGACCGUGGUCCGCACAGCCACCAGCUGGUAUGUCAAAGAGAGUGCAGAGUAUUACCACUCGAUCACUGUCACCCUGCCGGAAGCCAUCAGCAUAGAGGAGGAGGACUUUUUCGUUACCUUGCUUGCGAACAUGCUGUCGAUCAAGAAAGAGGGGCCGUCUCUAAGUGCCUUUGUGAACUUUUAUUGGGAAAUGCUCGGUAAGCUGUCUAAGAUUCACCAGCAGGCCAGCAAGUUGGGUGUAGAAAUAUUUGAGAACAAGACUCUAAUGCAGAGUAUCCGUGAUACUCAGUUUGACAUGGUUCUUCUGGACCCGGGCUUGCCUGUGGGGGUUCUGGUGGCACAUGAACUUAAGCUGCCGACCGUUUUUAAUGCGAGAUGGGUCACCAGUGGAGAGGGGCAUUUCGUGGUCGCUCCAUCACCAACAUCCUAUGUCCCAACUUCAGGACAUGCUGUGUCGGACAAGAUGACCUUUGGGCAAAGAGUCAAAAAUGUAUUCCUCUAUGUCCUCAACAUGUGCAUCGACAAGUUUAUAGUUUGCCCUCACUAUGACAGACUGGUGGACAGGUACUUUGGUCCAAAUGUGAACUUCUAUGACCUCCUACAGGGGGCAGACAUCUGGCUCAUGAGGGUGGACUUUGUCUUUGAGUUCCCCAGACCCACUAUGCCAAACAUCGUCUACAUUGGUGGAUUUCAGUGUAAGCCUUCCAAGCCUUUAUCACCAGAGCUGGAGGAGUUUGUUCAAAGUUCAGGAGAGCAUGGAUUCAUCCUGAUGUCUCUGGGUACCCUGGUUAAAGGUCUGCCCAUAGAAAUUACCUCUGAAAUCGCCGCUGCCUUUGCCCAAAUUCCUCAAAAGGUCAUUUGGAGGCAUGUCGGUGAGCCGCCCAACAAUCUGGGCAACAAUACCCUUCUGGUGAAAUGGAUGCCCCAGAACGACCUCCUGGGCCACCCAAAGAUCAAAGCCUUUGUGGCCCAUGGAGGUACGAACGGGAUCUACGAGUCCAUCUACCACGGUGUUCCCAUAAUAGGCCUCCCUCUUCUGUUUGACCAGUUUGAAAACGUUUUGCGAUUGGAAACACGGGGGGCUGCCAAGGUGGUGGACGCGACCAAAGUCACACGCCAGAACUUCCUGGAAACAAUACAAGAAGUCCUUCACAAUCCCUCGUACAGAAAUAACAUGAAGCGUCUGUCCGAUCUCCAUCGGGAUAAACCAAUGCAUCCUUUGGAAACUGGUCUUUUCUGGAUUGAGUUUGUCAUGAGGCAUGGAGGUGCUUCACAUUUGCGCACUGAGUCUUAUAAGAUGCCAUGGUAUGCCUAUUUUUCUCUGGACGUCAUAGGCUUUUUGUUAGCAAUCCUGCUGUUGCUAACAGCAACUGUGGUCGGAUCAAUACGAUUCAUGUGCUCUCGACUGUGCAGGAGGAGAAAACCAAAGCAGGAGUAGUCGUUGACUCCUCAUAUACAGUGCGUCAAAUACAUGUAUUCUAAAGGAUAAAUCUGUUUUUAUUUAAUAGUUUUUUAUCGUUUAACUGAUUCCUGUUGACACAUGAGAUCACUCAAGAAAAAUGUGAAUAAGAUCAAUGGAUCUAAUAUUUAAAGAUGAAUGUGUUGAAUCUAAAACCUUUGCGCACUUGAACGAUUUCUUUAUAAAGGAAACUUUUACAGUCAAUUUUAUUCAGUUAAAAAUUACACUUUCUAAAUCAGUAAAUUACGGUGUGCAGAUCUGAAAUUUAACAAGGUACAGAAAAACGCUAAUGUAUUUCAUGAUUUUUUUAAUAGCAAUCAAUAUUUCAAAUUCAAUUCUGCAAUUUUAUGUUCUGCAUAAUUAUCACUUGAAUACAGAAACGUCUAUGAUAUAUGAUUUUACAUAAUGAAAAAAAAAGUUACAAAAAAGAAGUAUUAAAGCAAAUAUGUGCAUCGCUGCUGAAGUAAAUCUCACAUUUGAAAUUGUUCUCAUGUUGGAAAAUGAAGCCAUCAUUGAUAUAGUCUUAUCAUUUCCUCCAGUAUACAGUACUUACAAACUGACAGCUCCAAAUUGUUAGCUGGUUUAUUUACAGUAUGAAAUGAGGAAUAAAAAUGUUUGUGGAUGAUCUAAGCGUCCUUUUCGCAGAUCCAUCUGUAGGCUAUCUUACAGGAGCCGUCCAUCCAGGACUUGAGUGCUUUUUCUGUGGUAUCUAUGUGUCCACAGUCUUCUCCCUGAGGGUCGUCCAGCUUCCAGUCAUCGGGCUCCGUCCCAACUCCCGGUCUGUUCAGCCAAUACCUGCAGGAAGAGACGUAGCAGCUCGGUAACAUGUUCAUCACAACGUCCUGUUUUUAACAGUGUCACUGAACCAUACCCUGGAGAAACUGUCAUUGACAUUUGCGAGUUACUCAGUAGUCGAGGAGAAAUUUCUAUCUUUCAAGUGUUUUAAAAAAAAUCAUGGACAGUUUUCAAAGUUCAAGAAUCAAAACAUUGAAAUUAAAGUCAUUUGCCAUAAAAAUGUUUCUCAUUUUGUUAAUUUUUGUGUAGUUAAUGGAGUGAAAAUAAUAAUCACUUUACAGUAAAAAAAAUAUUUCAUUGUAAACUCAUUUGGAGAAUUUACAAAUUUUGUUGUUACCACUCAAAAGACAUAUUUUGAUGAGCUUGACUGACGUCUGACGGUGAGUGAUUAUGAAAAGUUAGUGUGUAUUUUCUUACUGUUUGCCAUAAAGCCCGUUGUGUUAAAAUCUGUUGUCUUUCAAAAUAAAGAGUUAAAACUUGAAAA